Molecule: messenger RNA, 1284 nt
Organism: Prunus armeniaca (apricot)
Lineage: Eukaryota; Viridiplantae; Streptophyta; Magnoliopsida; Rosales; Rosaceae
Source: the annotation of a GenBank genome assembly
AUGAGCAAUUUCAUGGCAUUAGAGCUCUCAAACUCCAUAACCAAGCCCGCCAUCUUCUUCGACGCCACAACUUUCUUCCGACUCAACGAAAAUCUGCCCACAACAACCCUUCUAAUACCACCCAUAUCCUUUGCCUCUCUUAAGUCCAAGCACAGAAGAAAGACAAGGGCAGCCCAGUCAAGCCCCACAACCAGUCCUCAAGCAAGUAACAUAGCCACUGCCCAAGUGGCAGAGCAAGUAGAGGUUGAAGUUGCUGAGGGUUACACCAUGACUCAAUUUUGUGAUAAGAUAAUUGAUGUUUUCAUGAAUGAGAAGCCCAGGGCAAAGGAAUGGAGGAAGCUUUUGGUAUUUAGGGAGGAUUGGGAAAAAUAUAGGGAAAGCUUUUAUAACCGGUGUAGGACACGGGCAGAUAUGGAGGGUGAUCCAACUAUGAAAGAAAAGUUUACCUCUUUGGGGAGAAAGGUGAAGAAGAUUGAUGAUGAAAUGGAAAGGCACAGUGAACUUCUGAAGGAGAUACAAGACAAUCCAACUGACGUUAAUGCAUUAGUUGCACGGAGGCGUAAAGACUUCACAGAGGAAUUCUUUCGCCACCUUAACCUACUUUCAGAAGUUUAUGAUAGUUUGGAAGAUCGUGAUGCAAUGGCCCGGCUGGGUGCUAGAUGCUUGUCUGCCGUCAGUGCUUAUGAUAACACGCUGGAAUAUGUGGAGACAUUAGAUACUGCUCAGGCCAAAUUUGAUGACAUCCUAAAUUCUCCUUCAGUUGACGUAGCAUGUGAGAAGAUUAAAAGCCUUGCCAAGGCAAAGGAGCUUGAUUCUUCGUUGGUAUUAUUGAUAAACAGUGCUUGGGCUUCUGCAAAGGAGUCCACAACGAUGAAGAAUGAGGUCAAAGACAUAAUGUAUCAUUUGUACAAAGCCACAAAAAGCAGUCUUAGGAGCAUUGCCCCAAAAGAAAUAAAACUACUCAAGCAUUUGCUGAACAUUACAGAUCCCGAAGAGAGAUUCUCGGCAUUGGCAACAGCCUUCUCCCCUGGUGAUGGACCUGAAGCCAAGGACCCCAAAGCCGUAUACACUACGCCCAAAGAGCUUCACAAGUGGAUUAAGAUCAUGCUUGAUGCCUACCAUCUAAAUGCGGAAGAAACUGACAUUAGGGAAGCCAAGCGGAUGACUCAGCCUGUGGUUAUACAAAGGCUGUUCAUCCUCAAGGAAACUAUUGAAGAGGAGUAUUUGGAACGAAGCACAGAUCAGAAGUCUCAAACAGAGGAUACCAAACCAGAGGAAUUAUGA